AUGGACUCCGCCCCGGCAGCUUCCUUCAAACCGCUGCUGAACAAGCUGGUGCAGACGCCAGAGUAUUUUAGCGCGGAUGAUCUGCGGAAGGCGCUCGACCUCCUCUUCACCCCCGACGCUCUGCACCCAGCCCAAAUCGGUGCCUUUCUGACAGCGUUACACGUCAACCGUGUUGAAAGGAGACCAGAGUCCCUCGCUGCAGCUGCCCAAGUUCUCCGCGAUCGCGCCUUAAAGGCCGCCGUCCAAGACGCGGAGGGCGACUUCGUGGUGGAUAUCGUGGGUACUGGCGGCGAUGGGUACAACCUGUUCAAUGUCAGCACCACAGCGGGCAUCGUGGCUGCUGGCGCGGGGGCUCGGGUGAUCAAGCAUGGCAGCCGGGCUUCUACUUCAUCGUCCGGUUCUGCAGAUUUGCUGGAGGCCCUCGAUUGUCUCUUCGUGGCCCCAACGCCCGGGACUCCCAUGCCCAUCCCGCGCGUCCCUUUCACCUUCAUUCUCGCUCCCCAUUAUCACCCUGCCCUCGCCUCCAUCGCGCCGUACCGCAAGGCCCUACCCUUCCGCACCAUGUUCAACGUCCUCGGCCCCCUCAUCAACCCCGCCCGCCCCCGGGGAAUGGUCCUCGGCGUCGCCGAGAAAGAAAUCGGCGCCACAUUUGCGCAAUCUCUCCGAGACGGCGGCGUCGAGCGUGCGCUCGUGGUGUGUGGGUACGAAGGUCUCGAUGAGAUCAGCUGCGCCGGCCCCACAUGGGCCUGGGAACUCAUAGACGGCCAGGUAACCGAGAAAACGCUCACGCCCGAGGACUUCGGGCUGAAGAGACACCCGCUAUCAACAGUCGCGGGAGGCGGCCCAGACGAGAAUGCGGCCACUUUCAAGAAGUUGCUGAACGCCGGCGAUGAAGUUCCAUCGGAGUUGGUCCCUCUGCUGGAGUGGGUAUGCAUGAACGCGUCUGCGUUACUGUUCGUUGCUGGUCUUGCGCAGGAUCUGAAGCAUGGUACUGAACUGGCAAUGACGAGUAUAAAGUCGGGGAAAGCAUGGGAGGCUCUCGCCUUAUUCCGCGAUGCAGGCAAAGCCCUACCGCCGUUACCAACAUCAGACGUUUGGUAA
Molecule: messenger RNA, 1101 nt
Organism: Pleurotus ostreatus (oyster mushroom)
Lineage: Eukaryota; Fungi; Basidiomycota; Agaricomycetes; Agaricales; Pleurotaceae
Gene: TRP4
Product: anthranilate phosphoribosyltransferase
Exons: 2
Coding region: 1-1101 (366 amino acids)
Biological process (GO): L-tryptophan biosynthetic process
Cellular component (GO): cytosol
Molecular function (GO): anthranilate phosphoribosyltransferase activity
Source: RefSeq, a predicted model, not a curated record